AACACUACUAAUGAAACUAAAGUGCUGCAAGAAGUUUUUCCUGUGUGUUAUCUAAUUCUAUAUUUUUUAGUGUUAUGAGUGUUUGCUCUCACAGGAAUAAUUCACAUCUGAGAUGAAAAAGAUCUUCAAACUUGACACGGCACCUCCACUACUGCCAGCCAUAUUCGCACUUUGUUGGGGAAAGAAAUUCACUGGAUGGUGGUGAGUCCUUCUGCCUUGGUACGACACCACUCUCUCAAAUACCUUUUGGAAUAGCAAUGAAGAUGUAAACCUGCAAUGUUCAAUCCUUUUCAUUCUGCUGAUUUGCUUGUGGAAUGCUUGGUUUGGAUAUCCGGCUUCAAUGCUGGAGUGGUGCAGCUAAUUACCCAUGCUAUAGGAAUAAGGCUUCUGUGUAAUAGCUUCGAUGAUUUAUCACGUGUUCUUGAGCUUUAGAGGUGAAGACACCCGCAAGACCUUCACCGACCAACUUUAUACCGCUUUGUCGGGUGCAGGUUUUCUCACGUUUCGAGAUGAUGAUGGGAUUGAGAGAGGUCAAAAUGUUAAGUCAGAACUGGACAAGGCUAUAAAAGAAGCAAGGAGUUCAAUAGUUGUGCUUUCCAAAGACUAUUCUUCUUCCGGAUGGUGCCUUGAUGAACUCGUGAUGAUCCUCGAACGCAGGAGGACAUCAUCGGGGGCCGGGCAUGUAGUUUUACCUGUCUUCUAUGAUGUGGAUCCCUCACAAGUUAGAAAGCAAACAGGGAGCUUCGGAGAGGCAUUCUGUAGACACGAAGAGCGAUUAAAUGCGGAAACCAACGAAAGUAAAAAGGAGUACUUGAGGGAAAAGGUGCAAUUAUGGAGGGGAGCACUUAGAGAAGUUGCUGAUCUUGCGGGGAUGGUCUUGAAAAUUCAAGCUGACGGGCAUGAGUUGAAAUUUAUCCAGGACAUUGUAAGAGUGAUUGGGAAUAAAUUGAACCGACCAGUUUUACACGUUGCCCACAACCUUAUUGGAAUUCAAUCUCGAGUCAGAAACAUCAAUUCAUGGUUACAGGAUGAGUCCAAUGUUGGGAUAGCAGUGAUUUAUGGGAUGGGUGGAAUAGGCAAGACAACUAUUGCCAAAUUUGCUUAUAAUUUAAACAUUGAAAGAUUUGAAGCUAGUAGCUUUCUUGCAAAUAUUAGAGAAAUUUCAGAAGGACCUGAGGGUUUGGUUCAUUUACAAAGGCAAUUUCUUUCAGACAUUUUAAAAAGAGGGAAGGAAAAAAUACGGUGUGUUGAUGAAGGAAUCAGUAAGAUUAAAGAUGUCAUUUGUUGUAAAAGAGUUCUUGUAGUUCUUGAUGAUGUGGAUGACCGAGCCCAGUUUGACGCCUUAAUCGGAAUGCGUGAUUGGUUUCAUCCAGGGAGUAAAAUUAUCUUAACCACCAGGAACAUUCAUCUGUUGAAGGCUAAUGAAGUUGAUGAGUCAUUUGAGGUGGUGGGAUUAGAUUCUUAUGAAUCAUUGGAGCUUUUCAGUUGGCAUGCCUUUGGACAAGGCCAUCCCAUUGAGGGUUUCACUGAGCUUUCGCAAAGGGUAAUACAACACUGUGGAGGGCUUCCUUUAGCCCUUCAAGUUUUGGGUUGUUCUCUAUCUGACCAUAGCUUAGACAUAUGGAAAAACACAUUGCAGAAACUGGCAGCUAUUCCCAAUUCAAAAAUCCUUAAAAAGUUGCAAAUAAGCUAUGACUAUCUAGAUGAAAAUGACAAGGAAUUGUUCCUCCACAUUGCUUGUUUCUUUAUUGGAAAGGGCAAAGAUUUCAUAGUAAGAAUUCUGGAUGAUCUCUACCCAACAGUUGGGAUUCAAACUCUCAUUGACAGAUGUCUGUUAACUAUUAAUGGACACAACAAGUUGAUGAUGCACCAACUUCUCCAACAAAUGGGAAGAGAAAUUGUUUGCCAAGAAUCACCCAAGGAGCCGGGUAAACGUAGCAGAUUGUGGCACUAUAAGGAUUCCUUUAAAGUAUUGAGUGAAAAAAUUGGAACAGAAACAAUUGAGGGCCUCUACUUUGACAUGCAUCAUGUGUUGGAGGAAGAUCGUCAUCAUGUGCUGGAGACAGAUUCUCGGUUAAGGGAAAAUUUUGGUUUUAGUAAUGUAAAGCGUCCCCGCUUCGAAGAACUUAAUCAUGAAUCAUUGUCUUCUGAACAAGGCUAUUCAUUGAAACGGCGUUGUCUUAGUUUGUUCAUUUGGCGCUCAACAAACAAUGUCGGAAGAAGUUCAGAUCAGGUGGGGUUGAGGACUGAUGCAUUUACAAGGAUGCACAAUCUUAAAUUGCUCCAGCUCAAUAAUGUAGAAAUCAAGGGAAGAUACGCAAAUUUCCCUGGAGGAUUAAGAUGCUUGACUUGGCAUGGCUUCCCUUUAACAUCCAUACCUACUGAGUUUUCUCUAAAGAGACUGGUUUCUCUUGACUUGCGCUAUAGCAAAUUGGAGCAAGUUUGGAAGGGAGAAAUGUUUCUGACAUCAUUGAAAAUCCUCAAUCUCAGUCAUUCCCAUGGCCUCAAGAAUACCCCCAAAUUCACUGGACUCCCUAAUCUCGAGAAAUUGGUCCUUAAGUAUUGCAUAAGUUUGGCAGAGGUUCAUGAAUCGAUAGGGGAAUUAGAGAGUCUUGUUUUGUUGAAUCUCAGAGGCUGCAAAAAUCUUAAGAAGCUUCCCUGUGAAAUUGGUCAUUUAACAUCCCUAGAAAAACUCAUUCUCUCUGGUUGUUCAAACCUUGAUCAGUUGCCUGCAGAGCUCGGACAGAUGAAAUCCAUAACAGUGCUCCAUGCAGAUGGAAUUUCCCAAGACAUUUGUAAGGAUGGAUCAUGGACUUCCCUCGUCUGGUCUUUGGUAUUGAAAUCGAGAAAAAGUCCAAAAACAUUGCCUUCUUUACCUUGCUCACUUGUAGAAUUAAGUCUUUCAAACUGCAAUCUGUCAAGUGAUGAUCUUGCGAAAUCUCUUGGGAGCUUCUCUGUGUUGAAGGACUUGAAUCUGAGUGAGAAUCCGAUUUCCCACUUACCAGAGAGCAUCAAAGGUCUUACUGUGCUCCAAUCACUUAAGCUAAACUAUUGCACAAGACUCCAAUUGCUGCCUGAACUUCCAAUGACUUUAAAAAGGUUGGAGUUAUACUACUGUAUUUCACUGGAAAGGAUCACAAAUCUUCCUAACCUGUUGACAUCUUUAGAUUUUGACAUGUAUCGUUGUAAAGUAGUUUGGGUUCAGGGGAUGUUCAAGUUAGAGCCCAUUGGAAAUGUUGAUGCAGAAAUCAUUAACGAGAUGGGCUUAUCAUCUGAGUUGGAGGCCAUGGGAAGCCUUGAGGUUGAAUUGUAUAACCCGUUGUAUGCCCCGUACAGAUCCAGAAUGAAGGGUUCAAUUCAGGUACUACAUGAAUGUGGUAUAUACAACAUAUUUCUUCCAAGGAGUGAGGUGCCUGCUGGCUGGUGCAGUAGCUAUAAGAGAAUGGGGUCCUCGAUAACAUUCAACGUGCCUUCACUUCCUAAUCUCAAGAUCCAAGCCUUGAAGAUAUAUGUUGUCUCUUCAUGUUUCUGUGAUUAUUACAAGAUCUGUUAUCCCAAUUUGUUCGACUAUAUCACACUCAACAAUAUGACCAAGGGUCUGAAGUGGGCCUACAGCCCAUUGUUCAGAUGCAUUCCUUCAGAUGACUGUAUGAUGGUAUGGUUAAGCCAUUGGAAGAUUGGGAAUCACUUAAUAUUGGAAGCUGGUGAUGAAGUGAAUGUGUCAGCGGGCUUACAAGAGGACUGUUGUUUGGUAAAGGAAAUUGGAGUUAAUGUUGUGUAUGAUGAGCCUGAAGAGAAGGGUAGCCAACACCAUAAAGCCUAUUCUCAUCAUCAAAAUGUCACCAAUGUUGGAGAUCUAUCAGCAUAUCAAUUGAGACCAGGCUAUUACCAUCUAUGCCAUUAUGGUAACCAUCAAACAUACCACCGAAAUGGUAUUGUAGGUAAAUCUGAAAAGAUUAUAUUUGGGGAAUCUGAAGAUAUUGCAGGGAGAUCGUGGUCUACUGAUGAAGAACGUGCUUGGUUUAUUGAUGAAGAAUCUGCACGCUUUACUAAUGAAGAGUGAGAAAAGAGAUAAAAGAGGAAGAAGUAUACGUUGGCAAUAGUUGGGACACGUAACAGCAAUGAUGGACACCCUUUCGAUUUGAUAUGUUUGGGUUGUUGGUAUUUUAUGGACUACUUUAUAAUUACUGAUGUUAUUGUAGCCUUACAUUGCGCUUGAAAAUCUUGUAUCGAUAUGUCCUUGCAUUGAA
Messenger RNA from Rhododendron vialii, 4250 nucleotides. RefSeq names its product disease resistance protein RPV1-like. Gene Ontology annotation, biological process: signal transduction; defense response. Gene Ontology annotation, molecular function: protein binding; ADP binding. The transcript is spliced from 8 exons. Bases 404 to 4063 code for a protein of 1219 amino acids. NCBI's taxonomy places the organism in Eukaryota, Viridiplantae, Streptophyta, Magnoliopsida, Ericales, Ericaceae. The record is from RefSeq and is a predicted model, not a curated record.